AUGAUUACAAGUGUCUUGGAGGAACUGAUCGCACAGGUAUCCACUCGCAUCGUGGAUCUCGACACCAUCAUGUCCCGCCACGACAGCAUUCUUAGAGGCAUGGAAAUGAUUACCCACCCACUCCUUGAUUUUAGACUUCGUCAGCUCCCUGGCCUUGGGCAGCUCGGAGUCCAGCGCAUCAGAACUGUAAGGUCAAACUGGUAUUGGACUGGAGCUGAUGACCUCAUAGCCUUCCAUUUCCGUGACCUGGGGGACCGCAGUGCGUCCCAAUGCCUACAGCUCCAAGCAAAUGAAUGA
Molecule: messenger RNA, 297 nt
Organism: Penicillium soppii
Lineage: Eukaryota; Fungi; Ascomycota; Eurotiomycetes; Eurotiales; Aspergillaceae
Exons: 1
Coding region: 1-297 (98 amino acids)
Source: RefSeq, a predicted model, not a curated record